Molecule: messenger RNA, 950 nt
Organism: Chionomys nivalis (European snow vole)
Lineage: Eukaryota; Metazoa; Chordata; Mammalia; Rodentia; Cricetidae
Gene: Gins2
Product: GINS complex subunit 2
Exons: 5
Coding region: 131-679 (182 amino acids)
Biological process (GO): double-strand break repair via break-induced replication; DNA replication
Cellular component (GO): nucleus; GINS complex
Source: RefSeq, a predicted model, not a curated record
AGGCCGUCUUCCGGUAGUGUGGGCGUGUCGGGGGGGCGGGUCCCCGCGUCGUGGCGGGAAAGCAGCGGCCCAGGCUGGACCUCUGAGACACGGAGGGACGGAAACGGAUCUGAAGUGUGAUCUCUUCACCAUGGACGCCGCCGAGGUGGAGUUUUUGGCCGAGAAGGAACUGGUGACCAUCAUCCCGAACUUCAGCCUGGACAAAAUCUACCUAAUCGGGGGGGACCUGGGGCCCUUCAACCCCGGCUUACCCGUGGAAGUGCCCUUGUGGCUGGCCAUUAACUUGAAACAGAGACAGAAGUGCCGUCUGCUACCUCCAGAAUGGAUGGAUGUAGAGAAAUUGGAGCAGAUGCGAGAUCAGGAGCGGAAGGAGGAGACGUUCACCCCAGUGCCCAGCCCGCACUAUAUGGAGAUCACCAAGCUCCUGCUCAAUCAUGCUUCUGACAACAUUCCCAAGGCAGACACCAUCCGGACACUGAUCAAAGAUCUGUGGGACACACGCAUGGCCAAGCUCCGGGUGUCUGCUGACAGCUUUGUGCGACAGCAGGAGGCACACGCUAAGCUGGAUAACCUGACCCUGAUGGAAAUCAACAGCAGUGGGGCCUUCCUCACCCAGGCACUUAAUCACAUGUACAAACUCCGCACAAACCUCCAGCCCUCCGAGAGCACACAGUCUUAGGACUUCUAGCUUGACUGAAGAGGCACUCAGCUCUGGACGCGUGUGGUGGUGGAGAGAUGGGUGUGGACACAGGUGGAGGAACUCAGCCUCGCCGCAAGCUCAGCUUCCAUCGCUGUAGAAGCCACCAGCUUCCCCCUCGUGGGAAGAAAACAAGUCUGCGGCCCAGGACUUCUCGAAUGAGCACGGACUCCUGCGCGUGUCAGCACAGCAAGUGUUCAGUUAAGUUCAGUGUCUUCAAGUUUGACCUGUGAAAGCUGUGUAGUUGAGAACU